This is a messenger RNA of Puma concolor (puma), 921 nucleotides long. The record is from RefSeq and is a predicted model, not a curated record. Lineage: Eukaryota; Metazoa; Chordata; Mammalia; Carnivora; Felidae.
AUGGCCACUGCUCAGCUCUCUCGCUCUAUCAAAAUUCACAAAGCAUCUAAGGAAACAGUUUUUCCAUCCCAAAUCACUAAUGAGCAUGCGUCAUUGAUAAUGGUGAAGAAACUUUUUGCUACUUCUAUCUCAUGUAUAACAUAUCUAAGGGGCCUGUUUCCAGAGAGCUCUUAUGGAGAACGCCAUUUGGAUGACCUCAGUUUAAAAAUACUUCGAGAAGAUAAAAAAUGUCCGGGGUCACUGCAUAUUAUCAAAUGGAUUCAAGGCUGUUUUGAUGCUUUGGAAAAGAGAUACCUACACAUGGCAGUACUUACACUUUACACAAAUCCCAAGGAACCUGAGAAAGUGACUGAAAUAUACCAGUUCAAAUUCAAAUACACAAAACAAGGAGCCACUAUGGAUUUUGACAGUAGUAGUACAAGCUUCGAAAGUGGGACAAACAGUGAAGAUGUUAAGAAAGCCAGUGUUCUACUGAUCCGCAAAUUGUACAUACUAAUGCAGAACCUUGGACCCCUUCCUAAUGAUGUUAUACUUACUAUGAAACUCCACUACUAUAAUGCAGUGACUCCUCAUGAUUACCAACCCCCUGGUUUUAAAGAAGGGGUAAAUUCACACUUCCUGCUGUUUGAGGGGGAGCCUGUAAACCUGCAAGUGGGAUUGGUCUCCACUGGCUUUCAUAGCAUGAAAGUAAAAGUCACAACUGAGGCCACCAGAGUGUCUGAUUUGGAGAACAAUCUCUUUCAGGAGAACAGCACAACUGAGAUUACCCAUCAGGGUCUAGACUUUGAUGAGGAAGAAGAAGAAUGCAGCAAUCAUAUUCAAAGAAUGAAUUUUGUGUGCAGUCAGCAAAGUUCUCAGAGCUCCAGGAAGAAGAGGAAGGUCAGCGAACCAGUGAAAGUCUUCAUCCCUGACAGAAAAUGA